AUCUAUUCCAACAAAUUUAACACAAUUUAAUGAAUUAGAAUUAAAUUAUUUAGUUUGCCAAUAUGAAAGAUGUAUUUCAACAAAUCGAUUACAUAUUCAAGGUUAUUGUCAAACAACAAAUAAUAUUAGCUAUCAAGAAUUAAAAACAAUUUUUAAUAACACAUAUUUACAUUCAGAAUAUAUUUUUGGAUCAUUUGAAGCUGCUUCAAAUUAUUGUAAAGCAGAAUUUUUUCAAAAAAAAGGAACAUAUAAAACAUUAGAUGAAAAAUUUCAAUUAAACCCAAAACUUAGGAAACGUAUUGAAGGACAUAAAAAUAUAGUUGGACCAUUUGAAUUUGCUAAAACAGUAAUCAAAUUUGUAAAAUUAUUUCAAAAUAAAAUUAUCAAUUCUUUAACAGAAGAUGACUUUUUAUUAGGUAGAGAUUAUGAAAUAAUUGAAAUUGAUGAAAGCAAAUUUGAAGAUUUCUGGAUUGUUGGAAUGAUUCAACGUUCAAAAAAUAUAAAAAAUAAAGCAAAAAUUAAUUCUAUUCAAAAAUGCUAUUUUGAAAUUGUAGAAAAUAGAAAUACUGAAACAAUACAUAGAAUUAUUAAAAAACAUAUUAAAAAAGGAUCAAAUGUAUACAGUGAUAGUUGGAAAAGUUAUUGUGGUAUUGAAAAAUAUGGAAUUAAACAUAAACAAGUAAAUCAUAGUAAAAAAAAUAUCAAAUUAUUAAAACGAAAAAUUCAUAGUAAUACAAUUGAGUCAGUCUGGAAUGCUCUUAAACUUAAUUUACCAAGACAAAAUCGAAACAAAAAAUUUAUUCAAAAAUAUUUAUUACAAUAUAUUUGGUAUUAA
This is a messenger RNA of Cetraspora pellucida, 835 nucleotides long. Lineage: Eukaryota; Fungi; Glomeromycota; Glomeromycetes; Diversisporales; Gigasporaceae. The record is from the annotation of a GenBank genome assembly.